CAAACGUUAUCAAUCAAAUGUUUUAUAAUACUUAAAAACUGCUAAAUUUUCAUACGAUUGUUAGCAGUUUUACACUAUUGCACGUCGUUUUUUUUCUGUGAUGUUUUACUCAUUUCUGUGACAAUUAUGAAGUAAUCCAAAUGAUUUUACAGUAUAACUUAUGGAUAUUUCUAACAAUGUUUUAUGAUAUACUUAGCGUUUUAACACAAUAUGAUCAAUAUAUAUAUAUUUCAAAUAUUUUACAUGAUAUUCAUUUAUAUUAAAAUACUAACUUUUAAAAUUGAAUAUUAUAAAUUGAAUUGAAGUAUUUAGUUUUAUUAUGGCAACUUAAAAAGUAUAAGUUUAGGUGACAGUAUAUUUCAUGAAACCAAAGCAACUAUAAUAUGGAUAAAAAUAUGUGUUGUGUUAGUUCCUGUAAAAAUAUAUUUCGACCUGGUGGUAGAAAAUUUUAUAGGUUGCCUCUAGGUAACAAAUUAUUAUUAAAUAGUUGGUUAAAUGCUAUGGGAAAUGAAGAAAAAUUUGUACCAUCUUCUGAAUCAAUGAUAUGCAGUGCUCAUUUUAUACCUUCUGAUUAUUAUAUAAAAGAUGGUUGUAUACGUAUUCGUCAAUCAGCUAUACCUUCUAAAAGUUUAAAAUGUCCACAAUCAUCUCAAUCAAUAAAUUCUAAGAAUAAUGUUCCAAAAAAAAUAAAUAAAUCAAAAUCAUUUGAACAUUCAUCAGUCGAUCAUCCUUACGCAAAACAUGUCACUUGGACUACAAAUGUAUCUAAUUCUUUGCCUGUUAUAGUUAGUGUUAAAGGACAAGUUUCUGAUAUAUCUGCUUUAAAUAAUUCAAACACAAAUAAUUAUUCAGAUAACCUCAAUGAAGAUUGCAUGAUAGUAAAUGAAAUUUCCAGACCACCAGCUACAGAAAUUAGUAAUAAAUUUAAUUUAGGCAGUAAAGUUCUUAAAAAAAUUCAACCAAAAGUCAAUAACAGUGUUAAAAACUCUCAAAUUCCUUCAAAAAUGUUUGUACGUAAACAAACAGGUCCAGUAGUUCCAAAUCAGAUGUAUUUAUUAGUGAGUACUAAAAGAGAUCAAAAUGGUUUACCAACUGAUGUGCAAUUAAUUAAAACAGUUCAGAAUGAUGAAGCAAAAAAUCAACCUAAUACUUUAGUUAUGCCUGCAAUAUCAAAGCCAGCUAAUAAAGUAAUUUUAGAUCAGUUAAAUGUGAAAAUAUUACCAAAUAAUAUAAUUAAUAAUAGCAACUUAAAUAAAAAUUCUAUAAAAUUGAAAAAUAUGCUACAACCUGAAGUACAGGUUAAACAUACAGUGCCUCCAAGAAUUGCUAAAAAAAUAAAGGCAUUAAACCAAAAAAACAGACGAUUGAAUUCAAGAAUACAAAGUUUAAUGGUUACUGUUAGAGAUUUACAAGAUAUUCAAAUAAAAUAUUUAAAACUUAAAGAAAGACUUCUUGAUACUGAAGAAAAACUUUUAAUGAAAGGCAUCGACACAUCUGAGUAUUCAGCAUUUUGUGAUGAUAAAAAACCUGUUACACCUAUUAAGAAAAAAAAAACUACAGUUAACAAAUCUCAAAAUAAUAUGCCAAAUGAUAUGAAAAUUCAAUCUACAGAGAAAACUAAAAAACAUUUAUUUAUUUCUGUAAGUUCUCCAACCUAUCAAGUACAAGAAAAUAACAAUGACACUUCUUUAUUCAUUACUAAUAAAAAUGUUAUGUCUGAACAUUCUUAUGGAGUUAUUUCUAAAGUUUCACAAAAAUAUUUUACAUAAGUAAAAAGUUUAAUGAAUGAAAUUUGUAAAUAUUAUUCUUAAGAUGUUUGAUGGAAAUCAACUUCAAAAUUAUAUGACUGAGUUAACCAAAAUUUUAUUUAUAAUAUAUUGUUAUAUAUUUAAAAAUUUAAUUUUAAUUUAAGAAACAUUUUUUAUGUGACAGAAGAUAUUACUUAUAUUGAAAAAUAUUUUCAUAAUAGAAUGGUUUUAAUUGGUAAUUUUAGUAUAAUUAAUAAAUUUGUUAUAAAAAUAAUACACUAUUCCAUUAAAUUUAAAGGUAGUAAAAAUCGUUGUUAACUAAAAUUAAAGUUUAUUUAUACCAUGAUAUAUAUAUAUAUUGACCUGUGUAGUCAUGAAUAAU
Daktulosphaira vitifoliae (grape phylloxera) is the source of this 2130-nucleotide messenger RNA. RefSeq lists its product as uncharacterized. Bases 384 to 1769 code for a protein of 461 amino acids. The record is from RefSeq and is a predicted model, not a curated record. NCBI's taxonomy places the organism in Eukaryota, Metazoa, Arthropoda, Insecta, Hemiptera, Phylloxeridae. The transcript has 3 exons.